AAACACAUCAAACCGCCCACUUAAUAAUGUAAAAAAAAAAAAAAAAAAUAGAAUUAUAAAAUAAACGUGUUAAGUUUUAUCCAAUCCGCACUCAUUAAAUUAAUAUAAAUAAACUAAUGGAGCCGGCCAUUUUUUUUUCCCUUCUAUUUUACUGAGGAUUCGAGUUUCUCUUUUUGAUACUCGGAAGGAGCCGUGACGCCAUAUUCGGUCGCCAAUUGAUCGAUAAAGUAAUUUGUUUGGAAGCCAUCCAAGAGUGCGAGGAGUGGAGAUAUUUUGAGAUAUGCAGCGGACAGCGUCAAAUAUAAACAAUCGCCAUCUGCAUCCUUUAACCUUGGAUGUAAGGAGAAAAGAAACUGUUCUGUAGAGAAAGAGUUUUGACGGCGGUAACGCGGCAUGUCCAAGAAGAAGAAAGAUACCAGCUGUCAAGAUGACGGAGAACUUUCGGUUCCUCUUCCCAUCCAAACGUUUUUAUGGAGGCAAACCAGUCCUUUUAUUCGUCCAAAAUUUGGAAAGCUGCAUGAGUCUUCAUGUAUGGAACAACGAGAAGCUUGUAAGUCUUUUGAAAAAGUUCUUGUGCAAAAUAUUCAGUUUGGUUUAUCACCCAGUUUAACAGAGGCAAUUAAAAGCAUUAGUAGAUGGAGAUUAGUGCAAGCAUCUUUACCAUAUGUUAUGCAUUGUUGUGCUGCUCUGUUAUAUCAAAGAAAAGAUAGAUGUUUAGAUAAAUUGGGAGCAGCUGAAACGAAACUUCUAUAUACUCUGCAUUGGAUAUUGCUAGAUGCAGCUGAUGAAUGUGCUGAUUCAGAAGCUAAUGGAUAUAGUUCCUUACAAACAUAUUUAUUUCCUAUAUCUGUUAUUCAGGUAUUUAUUUAUUUAUUUGCACCACUGACUGAAUUUAUGAAGUAUUCAGAAUUUAUGACAAGUUUUCGCCUAGAAAAUGGAUUAAAAAUUUGGCAGCCUCUAUGGGAAUUCCAACAUCCUAAUGUUCCUUGUUUCACAUCUCUAGUCUGUCCUAAAAGACAUUUCUUUAAGCCUGCUGAAGAUCAUUUUAUACCUACUUCAUUUGGAAAUGUAUUUUUAGGUGCUGGAGAUAUUGAUUUAAAUAAGAGUAAUGGUUUUCCAGCUCCUAAAACUGCUACAAGCACACCUUCUCAGGAAGAUGACAUUAAAUGUAAUAAAACAUCAAAAUCAACUGAAUCUUUUAGACCAGAAAAAAAGAAUAAAAGUUUUAUUUCAUCUGAUGUUUGUAUGGCAACGUAUCUUGAUGUUGCAGUUUUACGCUGUUUGUUUAUUUCACAAUGGCUAGAAGAAGGUGUUCAUUGGGCUUUACAAUAUUUAUAUAACAGAUUUCAAAGUAUUGCUGAAAAAAGAGCUGAAGAAAUUAAACCAAGAAAACGAAGUAAUUCUCUUCCCAUUCCAAAAAUUGAAAUUACAUUUUAUCAAUCACCUGAACACACUGCUCGGGACUGUAUCACAUCUGUGGAAAAUACAGAGCUCUUUACUUUAGAUUCUUCUUAUUUUCCAAGUCAUCAUACAAGUUUACAAGAACUUUGUCAUUUUAGUGGAUUACCAGAAAAACCAAAGCAAAAAAGAAAUAAAAUUGGUGAUUUUAGAUCAUUUGUUGAGGAAAAACUUCGAUUAUCCGAACGUGUAUUAGAUAAAAUAGUUAAAGAUGAACCAAGUCCUACUUUUUUAAUUGAAGAUAAUGAACAGAAUCGAGUAUCCAUUAUUAAAGAUUCAAUAUCUAUAAAUAUUGAAAUGAAAGAUUCUUUAUCAUUGUCAGAAUUAUGUCCUCCAAGACCUCAGUCUGCAUUAGGAUUAUUACAACAUAAAAGUGAAAAAACUGAUGAUGUGGCGCUUCCAAUCAAAACUGAAAUGAUAAGAGGGAAAAGUCUCCCAAGUUUGCAUAUAUCUGAAGAAAAACGUUUUAAUUUACCAGAAUCAUUUAAAACAGCAUUAAGAGAGAGCAAAAAAGUGCCUGCUUUUCAUACUCAUAGUGUACCAAAUCCUAUUAUAACCGUAACUGAACAUUCUCCUGUUGCUUCUGUUCAGUUUUUUCUCAAUCAAGAAUCUGUAGAGAGUCCAAGAGAGGACAGUCCCCCUGUAUCAACAAUUAUUCCUAUUUGCCGUCAGCUUUCAAUAACUAGAAGUCAGACAGAUUCUAAUAUUGCAUAUAAUUUUGAUAUGGCAUAUGAAGCUGCAGGUUCUACAUAUUAUAUAACAAAAGAUGGAGAAAUUGAUUUAGAAGUUGCACUUAUGGCUGUUUAUGAGGUUUCUAUGAGAGAGAAUUGUUGUUCUUUACGUGUUUGUGAAGUUAUCUUAAAUCUUUUGGAAAUAUUUUUGAAACUUGGUAUUUUACCCAUUCAAACUGGAAAUAAGGAGCAAGAAAAAGAUCUUUCAUCAGUUGAUACUGGUAGUUUUAUUGGCAAUACACCUAUUGAUGGUGUACCUAAAGUUGAUAAGGUUACCAGAACAUCUACUAAAGAAAAACAAGAAAAAACAUCAUUUUAUUUAUUGUUAGAUAUAUUAAUGAGAAUAUCUAAGCAUUUGGGUUGUCCUCAUGGAUGUGGAGAAGGACAUCGAUCUUCAACUGCUGAUGCUUUGCGUUAUAGAUUAUUAAGCAUGCUUAAUAAUUUGCACAAUACAGAUCAGUCACAGUUUCGAAGAUUUUUUCAAGAAAUGAUAAAAGUUAAUGCUUUAACAGAAAUUGUUGAUGCUCUUCAUACAUUUUUUGGCUUCUGUUCUGAGCCUGGUGCUACAUUAUCUCCAUUAGGUCAGAAGAGAACCAGUAGUGUUAGUAUUCAAGACACUCCCACAACAAGUUCACGAAGUAAUUAUGGAAAUAAUUUUCGUUCAUCAGUUACUGGUCCUAAGGGAGUGGAAGGAAUUGUCUUGGGUUAUAUUUUUAAGCAUUUAGUAACAAGAAUGGUUCAGUCUUUAAAAGAUUUAAAGUUACAAGAAAAUAUGGCUUUAUACUGUGACAUUCGUCAGUUUGUAAGUUUUGUUCGAGAUAAUCAUGGAAGUACUUUUCGCAGAGUUGCUUUGAGUGCUCUUUUAGAUACUGCUGUCCAGAGAAAAAAAAAUAAAAGCACUGUUCCAGUAACAAGAAUUGUGAGACACAUGAAAUCUAUAGAUCAAGAAGAAUAUAAAGAACCACUUCAUUCACCCACUGUUUUUAUUGUUGAUGAAACUGUUACUGAAAAGACAAGUAGGAAAUCAUUUUUUCGAAAAAAAGGAGUAAGAAAGGUUCCCAGUGCUCAGAGUAUUCCAGAUGAAAGAGAUGAUGUUUCUCCAAAUCCCACAUCAGGUCAGACAACACCAUCUCUUCGUUAUCAUCAUAUAGUGACACCUAGAUUAAGUGUCUCUGAUGAAGAUAAUUUAACCGUAACUCCUAAAAAUAAAAGUGGUCAUUUUCAAUUUGGCAAUUGGUUCAAAACUGAUCAUUUAAAACAAGAUCAUAGUGAAGAUGAUGUCAGUAUUUCUCCUGUUCCUCCUGAAAGCUAUCCAGGAAGUGAAAGAUUAACUAGAAGGGCAAGUCUUUUAAGUCAUGGAACAAAAUUGGGCCAUCGAUCUUCUAGUCAUAUGAGUCUUACCCUUCUAAGAGCUAGGAAAAGAGUUGAAGAUCAUUUAAAUAAGAUAGGAUUUGCAAGAAACAAAAAUAAACAGAACAGUUUUGAAGAACCCCUGGACUUAAGUCGCCGAAAUUCUUGUGAUUUAGAACAUUCAUUACGAGAAGGAGAAUUCUUUGUCAUUAAGGAAAGCAAAUUAGUUAAUAGUAUUCUUAUAAGAAAUGGAAUGCUCAGAUUUUCAUUUCUAUUAGAAACUUGCCAACCUGGAUCUUUACCAGAUCCACCACUGUUAGCUGCAUUACUUGACUUGAAAGCACCAGUGAUUAGUCGUGCAGCACUCUAUAUAGAAUGUGCAAACUUUGUUCACAUGUGUAAUAAAGGUCAUUGGCCAAGUUGGAUGAAAUUAAAUUUACCAAUGUUUCGACCUUCUGGUCCACUUACUAACAGAGGCACACCUUCAGGUCAUAAAAGAACUCAUAUAAUACAAAGAUCAGCAGGUCGUCUUUUCUAUCUGUGGGCUGAAGCUAUUGGUGCUAGAUUAGAAGAAAUUUUACAAGAUGAACAAGAGAACCAAGCUCCAUCUGAUACUGUUGAUGAAAAUAAAGGACGUCAGCUUAGGCUAGAGGAUGAAGAUGAAGAAUUUCUUGAUGAAGUUACUGUUAACCAAAGUGGAAAUGCUUGUCCAUUUGCUUUAAAAAUGACAGCGUGCCAACUGUUAUUAGAAAUUACAGCAUUCCUGAGAGAAACCUAUCAGUAUUUACCAAACAAGACCGCUCGCUUUUCAUCUCGUGAUCGUCACACUUUUGAACCAAGAAGUAUAACUGCUAAUCGUAGGUGGAGUAUGGCAUUAAGUAGUUUGGGAUUUAGCCAAAAUUCUGCCCAUAGUCUUGUUUCUUUAGCUGAUCAAAUGCAUCCAAUUAUGCCUGGAGAAAGGAGAAUAAGUUUUGUAUUGCAUGAAGCAGAUAUUGAAGGUGAAUCUGAAAACAGCAGUAACACUACUCUAACUGUACAAGAUGAAUUGGAUGACAAAAAAGUUAUGCCUGGAGAAAGGAGAAUAAGUUUUGUAUUGCAUGAAGCAGAUAUUGAAGGUGAAUCUGAAAACAGCAGUAACACUACUCUAACUGUACAAGAUGAAUUGGAUGACAAAAAAGGGCGUCGCAUAGGGCAAGUUCGUCCUUAUUUGUUACGUAAAGGUCCAGUUUCUGGAAUAAAUUCUAGUUUUAAAAGAAGAAGCUUAAAACUAAAAAAAACAGGUGAUAGAAAAAAUAGAGGUCGUUCUUCUACAUUUGCUGAAGAUGAUGAAGAAGGAGGAUUGAGACGAACAGAGAGCAUACAUUCUCGGCGGAAAGUUAGUGCUAUAUCAGAUCGUAGCGAUACUAGUGAACGAGCAGAUGUAAGUGGAGAUGAAUCUCCAGGUGUACUAAGUGAUGACCAACCACCAGAAAGUCCUGUUGAUUUAAUAGAUGCAAAUGGAUCAAUUGGAAAAAAUUUUCCAUGGCUUAAAGUUGUGGUGCAGUUAUUAGAAACUUUAAAUUUUUCUUGUCAUCAUCAACAUCAUUGUAAUUUAAACUGUCAUUAUCGUCAAAUACGAGCCUGUAAUAGACUCUCAAAGGCAUUGUGCAAGGUCUAUGGAGAAGAAUUUAAUUUUUCACAAAGUACUGAAAAACAACAUUCUGAUAAAGAAGAAAUAAAAAAAGAAAAGAAAUUAAAAAAAAUUAUAACAGCUCCUAGUUCUCCUUUGAAAAGAAAAGCUAGCAUACCUCAUAAUCUUGACAAAUUAGAACAUGCUAUGGAUAUACCAUAUCUACCUUCUCGUUCUUUACAUAGCAGUACUACUCAUUUAGCUCAUGACAUUGAAGCAUGCCUAUAUGCAGAUAAAGGAACUCAGCAGAAAGUUGAUACUAGUAGUAAGAAAAAACAAGAAAAAAUUGAACAGGAUCAAAUAUUGAAAUAUUUAAAGAGCCAGGUAAGAGGACUUUUUCAUUCUCCUCUGUCAAUGUUAAUUAAAGGAGCUGUGAUUAUGUCUGAUGACAUUUACAAAAGAACAAUGUCCAUUUCUUGGGAAUUAUUAUUAGAAAGUAAUCAACAAUUAGCAAGUUCAGCAGCUGUCACAUUCAUUCUAUCUUCUGUGAAAUGUCCCGAUAUAGCUACAAAAAUGAUAUAUGAUGAAUUACAUACUGAAGAUCCAGAGCAACGAGUCAAUUCCAUUCUCAGAUUUCGAUCCCUGUGGAAAUUUCGUUAUCAGUGUUGGCCUAACAUGGAAGAUGGUGCUCAUUUAAUUUUCAAAGUUCCUCCACCAGCUAUAGAAUUCACAUCACCUUCUCCUAAAAUAGCUAUCGAAUCACUUCCAGUUGCAGAUCCUCCUUGGAUGCCUCAUGUAAAAGCUAAAGUAGAAGAAGUUACAAUCAAUCAAGAACAAUCACUGCAACGUUCUUUUGUAACUGCAACAAAAACGAGACGUAAACAACAAAUGGAAUUAGUGCAUAAUGCAUUACAAGCAGAAGAAGAAAAGAAAAGAGCAAAUAGAGAAAAUUAUCAUAUUACUUCAGUUCCAGUCUGCUAUCAUGCUGCUUAUGAACCAGCACUGUUUCAUACUGCUGAAGAACACGAGGAUGAUGUUGGAAAUGAAGAUAAUCUAACUUUAGAAAGAACAAUGUUGCAUCACAUGCAAAUAGCACAACUUCUGUUUCCAUCAUGCUUAUGUAAUGCCUCAAUCCAUAUUAUAAAUCUUUUAGAAGAUGUACAAGUUUGUUCACAAGGAUUUGCCGUAUAUGAAGUAGCCUAUCAAGUGAUUUGGAAUUGUCUUGUGGAAGAUACUGCUCUGUUUUUAAGAUUAAUUCUUGAGAAAUUAACCAGAGAGAAACCAGAUACAAUGAUGCAAGUUAUAAGAAGAUUAUUGCGUUAUAUUCCUAAAUUACCGGCACAGGCUGCAUAUUAUUUGUAUAACUAUUUAAUUGGAUUUAUUAUGUUUUAUGUGCGAACAAGUAUAGAAUGCAGCCAAGAAAUUAUUUCUAAUGCUUUAUCUGUGCUUUGGUUGGUUGUACCAAGUGUGCAUGGAUUAUUUUUGAAGGACUUGAAACAAAUACUACGCAAAGAACAAUGUGAUUCAACAUUAUUGAUAACAGCCAAUAUUCCAAGUGCAAAAAAAAUUAUUGUUCAUGGCCCUGAUGCUGGUGGUAUCCCUUCACAAUUUCCAGUUCAUGAAGAUACACAGUUUUCUCACAUUUUGCAAGACAGCUUAGAUUUUUUUGGAAUAGAUGAAGCUCAACACAAUUCAUAUUUCUUAGUGGACAUGAAAACCAAUCAAAUGCAUAGUUUAGACUCAUAUGUCAGAGACUAUUAUUUUUUCAAACGAUCUCAAUAUGCACAAUUAUCACUUAUUCAUAUGGAUCCUGAAGUAGCUUUUGAAACUCUACAAAAACAAGCGUUCACUCAGCGUUUUCUUGAACUGGGAAAGGUUUUAAUGAGCUUAUCAAUUUUAAAAUCUCCAACACAAGUAACACAAAGAGUAUUUUUUAUGCAUGAAGAAUUGAUGAAAUUACCAUCAUUUCCAAGGAAGGCUUUAGAAGCUGAUUUUUCAUUAUAUAAUGGACCUUUAGGAAAAAUUGGAUUUAUUAUGUUUUAUGUGCGAACAAGUAUAGAAUGCAGCCAAGAAAUUAUUUCUAAUGCUUUAUCUGUGCUUUGGUUGGUUGUACCAAGUGUGCAUGGAUUAUUUUUGAAGGACUUGAAACAAAUACUACGCAAAGAACAAUGUGAUUCAACAUUAUUGAUAACAGCCAAUAUUCCAAGUGCAAAAAAAAUUAUUGUUCAUGGCCCUGAUGCUGGUGGUAUCCCUUCACAAUUUCCAGUUCAUGAAGAUACACAGUUUUCUCACAUUUUGCAAGACAGCUUAGAUUUUUUUGGAAUAGAUGAAGCUCAACACAAUUCAUAUUUCUUAGUGGACAUGAAAACCAAUCAAAUGCAUAGUUUAGACUCAUAUGUCAGAGACUAUUAUUUUUUCAAACGAUCUCAAUAUGCACAAUUAUCACUUAUUCAUAUGGAUCCUGAAGUAGCUUUUGAAACUCUACAAAAACAAGCGUUCACUCAGCGUUUUCUUGAACUGGGAAAGGUUUUAAUGAGCUUAUCAAUUUUAAAAUCUCCAACACAAGUAACACAAAGAGUAUUUUUUAUGCAUGAAGAAUUGAUGAAAUUACCAUCAUUUCCAAGGAAGGCUUUAGAAGCUGAUUUUUCAUUAUAUAAUGGACCUUUAGGAAAAACUAUUCUUAAAGCGAUACUACCAUUUUAUUUGAAACAUCUACAGAUUUUAACCACUAAGAAAGAAACACCUGGUGGUUCAAGAACUGAACUGAAUAUGAUUCAUAAUAUUGCAGUUUGUAUAAAAACUCUAAUUAGUAAUUGUGAAGCAUUAGCUAGAAACUAUACGGGUCCUCAAAGAAUGAUUGAUUUAAGAGGCUCAAGCAUUAAAAAUGCUUCCAAAGGUGCUUGCUCCCCACCUUUUGAAAUAGAUGAUGAUAGCCAUUCAAAGUUCAUGAGUGACAGUUAUUAUAGUUCACGUAAACAGCAACAGUAUGAGAAAGAAGUAGAAGACAGUGAAAUGCUUCGAUUUGAAUUCCGUUCUCCUCGUGACACACUGCUAAGUGUUGUGUGUGAAUUUUAUUCAAAGUGUUCUUCUCGCCUUGCUGACUUGAGUAAAAAAAUACCUGAUCUGAACAACAAAGCAACUGAAAUACUUGAUGUCAAAUGCCAUUUGAGAUUAGCCGAGGUUGCCCAAAGCUUAUUAAAGGUGUCUCCCUACGACCCAGUAACAAUGGCUUGCAGAGGUUUACAGCAGUACAUGAAUGAACUUCUUCCCCACUCUGAAUGGGCUCAAGAAUCAAUGAGACCAGCUUUAAUCAUGGUGUUGAGGCGUUUAGAUAAGACAUUUAAUAAAAUAGCCAAGAAACCGGCAAUUCGACGACUUGUGGAUUGGAAUGCUGCAAGAUUAUUAUUAAAAGGAAUAUAUUUAACAUUAUUCAGACAUCCAUAUAUAGCACAUCUUCCACAUUUAAAGUCCCUAAUAGGAGUGUGUCAGAUGAUCAUAUUGGGUGAUCAGAACUUGCUUAUCGGUGCUGACAGUUCCACUAAUCUUCCCACCAUGUCGGCUCUUGGCCAGUCGCCCCCUUCCAGAUUCUGUUCCGUCGUGGUCAGCCUGGUGGCCAUGCAGAUGUCAGCAUUGGGUGAAAUGCAGACGUUAGAGACCGUGUGUGGUGGUCCGAGCAUUCUGUCCAUCCCAGAAAAAAUGGAAUUAUAUUUAAUGAAUUUGAUCUUGCCCAUGUGUAUCAGAAUUAGUAGUGGAAUCAAAGACGUCCCAAAAUUACGUCAGACCGAUAUUUCUUUUGCGCUAACUGUCAUUUUGACCGCACUGACUCCCUUACCGUUGAAACAUUCUCAUCAGUCCAGUUCCACAUCGGGAAAAAGAGGAAAUGAUUCUUUUCAGGAAAAAAGUCCGACGAGAAGAAUAACUCCUUUAGUUCAAAUAGCUUUCUUGGGGCUAAAAAUUAUAAUAGUAUGCUUUGAGCAGGAAUUAUCUGAAGACUGGCAUCGAAUAGCAUGUUGCAUCCGUGAACUUGGAAACAAAAUGCAAGGUGGAUUGGCAUUAUGGAACUUUCUCGAUUUUGUAGUCACUCAUCGAACACCUCUCUACAUAUUACUCUAUCCUUUAAUCAAGAAUAAGAUGUUAAGAACCAUCUGCGACAACGAACAAGAGUAUUAUUAUCAACAACUAAUACGAGAAAAGUUGCAAGGGUUCAGUCUUCCCACGCCAAAAUGUCAAGGAAGUCUGUUUCAAGAUAUGACUGCAGAAAUGAAGAUGCUGAAAGAAGAUUUAAUUGCUUGGAAAUUAGUAGGCACCGGAGAAAAGGACAGAUUAAAAUCCACUCUGACGAAAAUCUGCAGUAAUAGUGACGUCUCUCACACAACUAGUUACGUUUAUAACAUGGGUAGUGACGCUCACUGUUCCAGCAUCACCGAAUUAACAAAUAAUCACCAGAGUGUUACUAGACUUGGCAAUCCUUCAGUUAUGAGUUCAAGUGCAUCGUAUCACUCUCCCUUAACAAGAGAACUAAGUACCCGCAGCGAAUCUUUCAUCCCUCAUCAUAGGGGAUUCAGCAUCCGUCUCCAUUCCAUCGAAGGAGGACAUCGUAUAGUGGAAAGAUUCAUUCGAAGAACGAGUUACCCAGAUGCAGAAGGUGCAAGUUCUCAAGAAAUUUUAGAUGGAGAACAGUCAUCUUCAUCCGAACCCAGAUUAUUUCGCAAAUCCACAUUACACAUAAAAAAACGUGGAAGUAAAAAGAGUAUCUCUGGGGAUGAAAGUGCAUCUGUUGGUACAAUAGAUACAGAUGAGCGAGACGAUUUGGGAGAUGUUCCUCUAAGUCCUUCCAGUCCUCAUUCUCCGGAACAAGACAUUCAUAAACCUAAACAUCGUCUCCAGAGACAGAAAGCACAGAGUCGAAAAACAUUUCGCUUCAGGAAAUCUCGAAGAGGUGCAGGGUUUGCGGCUCACACUAAAGGUACAGAAACAUCAGAGCAGAUCGUCAUGGUCCCCACAAAAAAACAACCGACUCUAAAAGAAGAAGAAGCAUCCACAAAUGCCACUCAAACACUUCCACUCAAACGCAGCAUGUCCGUAGAGGAGCCAGGAGAAAUCAAAGAUCAAAAUCAACCCACCUUUCAUCCAACUUACAAGAGUCCGACGACUGAUGUUUAUCUCCAGUGCGAGUCUACCGAAUCACUGAGUAACAGUGAAAACUCAUCUCUUCUGAAGAAAGAGCAAAAGCAAGAUUCGGAAUCUUCGUUAUUAAUGGUCUUCCCAAAUGAAGACGACGAAAGUAGUUGUAUCUAGUUCACAACUACACUAAUUAGAAAGUAGAAUUAUUAUUUGUUGGUAAAAAAUUUAUUAAUGUAAUUAAUUGUUGGUGAUUGUUAGUACAUAUAUUUCCUCAAUAAAAUAUUUAUCUAAUGUUUUCUGGAGAAAUUAUAAUUUAUGCUACCUUCAUCUACAUUUAAUGUGAUUUGAGUAGAAAGAUACUUAUGCAUGCAAAAAUUUACUUUGAA
This is a messenger RNA of Centruroides sculpturatus (bark scorpion), 10658 nucleotides long. It is a transcript of the gene unc80, whose product is annotated as protein unc-80 homolog. Gene Ontology annotation, molecular function: monoatomic cation channel activity. Gene Ontology annotation, biological process: monoatomic cation homeostasis. Bases 394 to 10446 code for a protein of 3350 amino acids. The record is from RefSeq and is a predicted model, not a curated record. NCBI's taxonomy places the organism in Eukaryota, Metazoa, Arthropoda, Arachnida, Scorpiones, Buthidae. The transcript has 63 exons. Gene Ontology annotation, cellular component: cation channel complex; axon.